Messenger RNA from Paramecium octaurelia, 220 nucleotides. The record is from the annotation of a GenBank genome assembly. NCBI's taxonomy places the organism in Eukaryota, Ciliophora, Oligohymenophorea, Peniculida, Parameciidae.
UACAACUUAUACAUUACAAUAAAAAGAUUGGUUGCAUUGAUGGUCUCGUAUUUGGCAUCAACUUUAAAGUUUGAUUAGACUAUAAUAUCAAGAGCUCUAAAAAAAUUGGUUUCAUAUGAUAAAUUUCAUUUUAUUAGUUGUUUUAUUCACUUAUCAUUUCAGUCAAAAUGGUGGACAGGAGUAAUUAUCAAUUUUUCAAAUUACAAUUUUUGCUUUUGAG